Didymodactylos carnosus is the source of this 1431-nucleotide messenger RNA. The record is from the annotation of a GenBank genome assembly. NCBI's taxonomy places the organism in Eukaryota, Metazoa, Rotifera, Eurotatoria, Philodinida, Philodinidae.
GUUCUUUAUAGAUUCUACUUCUUGAAAAUUCGUGACCCAGAUCUGGUGAUAUGUUUGACUUGAUGUUCUUUGAAAAUCUUAUCCAAGAUCUUGAAAUUCAGUAAAAAAACCAUUUAUUUAGACUGUAUAGAAACUAGUGUAGCUAGCUACAGCGUCCGCUUACCCGUUUCGGUAUUUUUACAUUUUUUAUAGCUGGCUGCAGCGGGCGCUACUAGCUGACUAUACAUUGAAUUGAGGCUGGUCAAACAGCAGUCAGCCUUGAUUCAAACUUGAAACAUGAAUUUUUAGAAUUUACCGGUUUUGCGAACGGAGACGUCUUUAUGCUAAACUAGUUUUUAUCGAUUACAAAAAGAUCAAGAUUGAUUGUACUGUAACAGGCCUAAUUAACUUCAAUUCUUUCGACUUUCCACGAAGAUAAUCUGCUUUUUCUUUGUUUCAUAACAAUAGAUGGCUUAUUUUUUUGAACAUACAAAGCCUUAAUAGACCUCUUCUUUCUUUUUGCGCACGAAGAAUUUCUAACAGAUGAACUAAUGUACAAUCCAAUUUCAAAAAAAAUAUUUUCAUCAUCAUGACUAUUUACCUAAACUGUUACUGACCGUCUCAGAACUGGUUACAUCUAGAGAUGGGCCGUAAUGAAGUCGAAUAGAACGAAUACGUUUAAUGUGAAAUAUACGAAGCGGCAGAAAGAAGAACUGUCUCAUUUUCGUUCUCUUCAAUUCAUUAUUAUGUCUCAUUACAAAGAAUCGAUUAUUCGUAUAACUUAGUUCCGUUUAUUCUCAUUCGGAAAAGACAGACUAUAUUAUCACUGAUUUAUGAGUGAGUAUAGACGAAAAAUUACAGCCUAUUUUUCAUGAAGCUGAACCUUCAUAUAACUUACUAAAACCAAAAUAUCUAAUGACAAAUAUAUUACAAAAUAUGUAUAAUGAAAUACGAGAUCUUGUUAUUGAGCAAUUAAAAGAUGCGCUAGGGAGCUGUAUUAGUACGGAUGACUGGACAUCAGAUUGUAAUCAACCGUAUAUAGCAGUGACAAGUCAUUUAAUUACCUCAAAUUAUGAAUUAAAAACUUUUGUAUUGCAAACAACUCAAUUUAGUGGUAAUCAUACAGCCGAUCGCAUAACACAAGCUCUUCAAGAUAUAUGUAUUGAAUGGGGUAUAUUAGAUAAAAUCGUAUGUUUAGUAUCGGAUAAUUGUAGUACUAUGAAAAAAGUUGGAAGAGAUUUUAAGAAAGAUUGGUUUGGUUGCGCGGAUCAUAUUAUUAAUGUGUGUGUGGUUGAUGCAUAUGAAUUAGAUGAUGUAAAAGAAGCAUUAGCAACUGUUAGAAAAUUAGUUUUAUUAAGUACGUUAAAACCAUUUGGAACAGCCACACGCCAAUUAGCACUAGCAUCUUUACCAACAAUUUCUAAAGUAUUACCAGUUGUUACUGGUUUAUAA